AUGCGAUUUCAACUUUUAUAUUAUUCAUCUAAUAGUUUUUUCUUUCAAAUUAUUGAAAUCGAGCGUAGUCUUGCCACUCAAAUGAUGAUGUUGACCAAACGAUUAUCUUCAUCCUCCUCGUAUACCGAUGAACAUAAUCGUGAAAGAUAUUCAAAGCGAUUCUGUUCUGGAGAUACACCAUCAGCAUCCAUAAUAUCAGAAAAUAUGAAAGAACAUGAACAUCAACAAAAAUCGAAAAAUAGAAGAUUAUCUAAUUUUAUACCAGUGAAAAUUGAACCAACAGCAACAACAACAGCGACAAAGCAAGGAUCAUUUCCGUUCAACAAUGGUGUUGUUCCUACAACAUCCUGGACACUAACCAAUGGUAUUAAUAGUUCAGAUAUAGAUGAUAAAAAAUCGUCAUCAACAUUACUAACAACUGGUUUGACAACAAAAUCAAAACAAUAUUUACUAACAAAAAAACAUUUAGAAUUGCGACGACUACAAAAAGAAUUACAAUGUCAUGAAGCAAUGUUAACGCUUAUGCAAAAAUUAAAAAUAAAUCAAAAACUUGUGAAUAAUGAACAUAUCCACUUGCAGCAACGAACAACAAAUAAUAAUACGGUUUCAUCAUCAUCAAAUAUCCAACACUUAAAACGUCCAAUUACCAAUAAUAGUAAUACCAGUUCAAAUUCAAUUAAUAAACAAUCGACAUUACAACAAAAACAACCAUUAUCAUCAAGUGAAGCAUCCACCACAAAAUUAAAUAAUGAACAACUGUCUAGUAAACAAUUAGGUGCUAGUAAAAUACCACAACAACAACAACAACAACAGCAACAGCUCCACAAUCGUCCUUCUAUGCAACCAUCGAGUAAACCUUCCCAUCCAAAUCAAUACACAGUGAACCGUUCAAACCAUCAACAAAAAUCUUCUUCAAUGCCACAACAAGCAACUCGUAUCUCAUCAACAAUACCAUCACAAAUGUCAAAUAAUACCUCACAAGCAUUUUCAAGAAAUUCUCUAACAUCAAAUCAAAAAAGUUCGACUUCGGCUGAACAACAUUUGUUGAAUGCAAAAUUAGCAUUGCGAAAACAAUUAGAACAAACAUUAUUACAAAUUCCAACCCCCAAACCAUCAACAAGCGAUCUGAGUUUCAUCCCAGGGGUCAAUGGUUGGUCUGAGUUUCUUGCUAUAAUCGGUGCCGAACAAGCACUUCAAACAUAUAACGAUAGUCUAUUUCGUCGUCCACUAUUACAGCAAUCAUCGCCGGGAGAUAGUUCAACAAUACCAACAACUAAAACUUUUAUGCCUUUUGUCUGCUCUCAGUGUAAUACAGAUUGGUCUGUAACAUGGCAUACCGAUGAACGUAAUCAAACAGACGAGAAUGCGACGAAUAAUAAUGUAUUAUGUGAUCGUUGUAUGAAAACAAAUCAAAAGAAAUUAUUAAAACAAGAUCAUUCGAAUCGUUUGCGGCAAGCGUUUAUCAAAGCAUUACAACAAGAAAAAGAUCUCGAAGCUAAAUUUCAAAACACAGUAAACAUCCCACAAUCAUCAUCUUCGUCCCCGGUUUCACAUACAUCGACAACUCCCUCCACGGCCCAACCAUCAAAUCAUAAACAUAGCAAUCAUUUAUCAAAAACAUCAGCGAAACAACAACAACAUUCAACGAAAAUGAAUCAAAAUCACAAUUUUUCAAGUACAAAAUCGAAUACAACGCCGCCUUUAUCACAAUUAAAAACAUCGUCGUCGUCGAAUUUAAGAAAUAAUACAUCGUCACCACCGACUAAUUCUUUGUCACAAGCAACGAAAUUAUUAUCGUCUACUGUUUCGGGUACUACAACAGCUGCUGCUGCGCUAGCAGCGGCUCUUAAUACGACGAAUGUUUCUGCUGAACAAUUAAAAAUGUUUCAGAAACAUUUUUUAUCGAACAUGCUACCGUUUGCAGGUGGAACCAUAUCACCAUCAACUCUAGCUCAGAUACCUGGUUUAGCAUCGAUGAGACAAAAUCCUGCACUCACCAAUUAUUUAUUAGAUAUGUGA
Molecule: messenger RNA, 2019 nt
Organism: Didymodactylos carnosus
Lineage: Eukaryota; Metazoa; Rotifera; Eurotatoria; Philodinida; Philodinidae
Source: the annotation of a GenBank genome assembly